Molecule: messenger RNA, 1301 nt
Organism: Betta splendens (Siamese fighting fish)
Lineage: Eukaryota; Metazoa; Chordata; Actinopteri; Anabantiformes; Osphronemidae
Exons: 1
Coding region: 43-975 (310 amino acids)
Biological process (GO): DNA integration
Molecular function (GO): nucleic acid binding
Source: RefSeq, a predicted model, not a curated record
AAGGGAUUUUCAAUUUAUGCACAAAAAUACUGUGAAGCAUGUAUGACAUGCGCCCAACACAACCCAGGUAAGACGACUGCCAAACCACUGGCAGCUCACCCACCACCGGAACAGGCGUUUGACCAUUUAAUGCUGGACUUCAUCGAACUAACGCCAGCAGAAGGUAAAAAGUAUUGUUUAGUGAUUGUUGAUAUGUGGUCAAAAUGGGUGGAGGCCUUCCCAGCUAAACAUGCUAACAGCCAUGCAGUUACCAAAGCCUUGCUGACAGAAAUAAUUCCCAGAUGGGGGAUUCCAUCUAAAAUCAGCAGUGACAAUGGCUCACACUUUGCAAACCAAGCCCUAGAGGAAGUGGGAAAGUUUCUGAACAUCGACAUCAGAAAGCACUGCUCUUACCACCCCCAAAGCGGAGGGGCGGUAGAGAGAGAGAAUGGCACUUUGAAAAACAAACUGGCUAAAUGCUGCUCAGAGACUGGUCUCAAGUGGACUCAGGCUCUUCCCAUUGUGCUCUCAUACAUGAGAAUGAGGAGAAGGAUGAGAACAAACCUCAGCCCGUAUGAGAUCCUAUUUGGUAGACCUCCUAUGAUGGGACUCCACCCUGAGACCGAGACUAGGAUUUUACCACCUACUGAAAUGUGCGAAGACGCAAUGCUACAGUACUGUAAGAACUUAUCCUCUGUUCUGUCCCAAAUCUCCAAACAGGUGAAAGCGGCUCUGCCCAAACAGGCGACAGAACCACUGCACAUCAUUCAACCAGGAGACUGGGUGAUCAUUAAGGAGCUUCGCAGGAAGCACUGGAACUCAAAACGGUGGCAAGGUCCCUUCCAAGUCCUUCUGACGACCAACACGGCUGUGAAGAUCGCAGAAAGAGCGACUUGGAUCCACUCCAGCCACUGCAGGAAGGUCCCGGAUCCGACAGACGACCCUCCAUCUACAUCUACACCACACGAGAAAACCACCACUGACGAAAAGAACUGAGAAGGACGACCCUCGCUGUGCUCACACACGCACUGAGGCGAGGCUGCGUUGACUGUUCAGCUAAAGGUGUGAGCCAAGCGCCGCCUGAAGCUGCGCCGGUGAAUCACACUAUCAGACCAUACAUCUACACACACGCUCCUGAGAAAACACACACACGAGCAGCCUUGAGUUGCCGACGCUGGACGACCUGUAGACUCUUCACAUCACGGGAGUGACAGUGACUCAGACGACAUUGGGAGGAAACCUGGAGGUGAUAACGAAUCCCAGGUGUCCCUGUGAUCAGCUGAUCACAACCUGAAGAACCCCAACGAACUGUCAAUACUUCA